Molecule: messenger RNA, 3257 nt
Organism: Armigeres subalbatus
Lineage: Eukaryota; Metazoa; Arthropoda; Insecta; Diptera; Culicidae
Gene: Cul5
Product: cullin-5
Exons: 6
Coding region: 646-2979 (777 amino acids)
Biological process (GO): protein ubiquitination; SCF-dependent proteasomal ubiquitin-dependent protein catabolic process
Cellular component (GO): Cul5-RING ubiquitin ligase complex; SCF ubiquitin ligase complex
Molecular function (GO): ubiquitin protein ligase binding; protein-macromolecule adaptor activity
Source: RefSeq, a predicted model, not a curated record
CAGGCAAGCCAACUGUCACAUGAAUUUUAGAAAGUUUUUUCGAAAAAUAAUCCUGCGGCAAACACAGUGUUCAGGCAAAAUUAUUACAUAUUCAUUGUGAAUCGGCUAGUUAUCCGUUUUGUUGGUUCGCAGUGAUGCAUUUGUACAUAGUUUAGUGAUUACGCAUUAGAACUGGUUCUAUAUGAUUCGUAUCAUGCGAGUACCUGCUGCUUGCAAAAUCCAGAAAAUCGUAAUCGGUUUCUAGCGCUUCGUCAAAUAAACACUGAAAAUUGUCUGCGGCUACGACAGCAUUCUGCUCCACGGCCCCUGUCCCUUUGCCGUUUUCAUCAGGAGGAGCAGAAGAAAAAUCCCUUUAUUGGAUCGACAUCUCAUAAUUCGAUCAAGAGGAAUAUUGAAGCAACAUAUAAGUCGGACCCCAGUCCGCGGUGUCUCGAUUAUGCGUCUCUGCAAAUAAAAGCUGUAUAUCGGAUUGGAGAUAUUGAAUCUCGACGACGCGGUAGAAAGAAAAAAUCUUAAGGAAGUAGCGACCGGUCAACAAAGACAACUUGGCCCUGCGGUGUGGAUUUAGGUGUGAAACGUUGAAUAACUAGAAGGCGCACGUCACUGCUGAGCGAAAGGCGAUAACAAGCGGACGAAGAAAUAAUCAUGCUGAAGAACAACCAGACGUCUUUCGAGGAGAAAUGGCCCCAAAUGCGACCGAUAGUGCUAAACCUUCUCAAGCAGGAACCGGUCACACAUUCCGAAUGGCAGGAGCUAUUCUAUGCAGUGCACCUGGUGUGCCUAUGGGACGACAAGGGACCGCUAAAGAUACAUGACUGCCUGCAAGAGGACAUUGUGACGUUCAUUAAGCAGGCCCAAAGUCGGGUGCUGGCGCAACGUGAGGAGCAGGCUCUACUGAAGGCAUACAUCGUUGAAUGGAGGAAAUUUUUCACCCAGAGCAGCUAUUUGCCACUGCCGUUUUGGCAAUUGGAAAAUGCUUUACAGGGCAAAAGUCAGUCAUCCGGGCACAACUCGAGUAGCAGUUCCUCGAAAAAAUCAAACCAUUCGGACGAUAGUAUCGUGCGGAAGCUGAUGCUGGACCUGUGGAAUCAGAGCAUUUUCAUGAACAUAAAACAUCGCCUGCAGGAUUCGGCCAUGAAGCUGGUGCAUGCUGAGCGAAACGGCGAAGCGUUUGAUUCACAAUUGGUGAUCGGCGUUCGCGAAAGCUACGUUAAUCUUUGUUCCAACACGGAAGAUAAAUUGGAAAUCUAUCGGGAGAACUUCGAAGCAGCGUAUUUGCAAGCCACGUCGGCAUUUUACCGAUUGAAAGCCAGUGAGCAGCUACAGGCAGACGGGGUAAAGAGCUUCAUGGAAUAUGCCGAUGCAAAGCUUCGGGAGGAGGAAGCACGUGCUGAACGCUACUUGGAACCAGGCAGCAUAACCGCUCUGGCGCAAUGUUGCGUUACAGUGCUGAUUGGCGAUCAUUUACCAACGUUACUUGCGGAAUGUCCUCCCUUGAUAGAAGGCCGAGAAACAGAACGAUUGCAGCUAAUGUUUCGCUUGCUGGAUCGAGUGGCCGGUGGGGUCGAUCCCAUGCUUCGCGAUCUGGAAAAUCACAUUGUGCAGGCAGGUUUGGCAGAUAUGGUAGCCGCGGCCGAUGUCAUAACCCAGGAUUCGGAAAAGUACGUUGAAAGACUGCUAGAAUUAUUUCGCCGUUUCAGUAAUUUGGUUAAGGAAGCCUUCAACGAUGAUCCCCGGUUUCUGACGGCACGUGACAAGGCAUUCAAGACGGUGGUCAAUGAUAUUACGGUAUUCAAGCUGGAACUGCCGACUUCGGCUACGGCAAUGGCACGCGGUAUCAAGUCGGCAACUCCCGAAUCAAAAUGUCCGGAGUUGUUGGCCAACUACUGUGAUAUGCUGCUACGGAGGACACCUUUCAGCAAGCGGCUCACCACCGAGGAAAUCGAAUCUCGCCUGAAGGACGUACUGUUGGUGCUCAAAUACAUAAGCAAUAAGGACGUUUUCAUGCGCUAUCACAAGGCGCAUCUGACUAGAAGACUGAUCCUCGAUUCAAGUGCGGAUAGUGAGAAAGAGGAAGACAUGGUAGAAUGGCUACGGGAGGUCGGCAUGCCGGCUGACUACGUCAAUAAACUAGCUAGGAUGUUCCAGGAUAUAAAGGUUAGUGAAGAUUUGAAUACACAAUUCCGCUCCCAAACGACACGACACGAUGCCAUCAACAUAAAAAUCUUAAACGCCGGAGCUUGGGCGCGUGGCUCCGAACGGGUAUCCGUCAGUUUACCGCUCGAGCUCGAAGACUACAUUCCCGAGGUGGAGGAAUUCUACAAGAAGAAACAUUCCGGUCGAAAGCUGCUUUGGUAUCAUCACAUGAGCAACGGAACCAUCACCUUCGCGAACAACUCCGGACGGUUCGAUCUGGAUGUAACCACCUUCCAGAUGGCGGUGCUAUUUGCCUGGAAUCAACGCCCGAACGACAAAGUUUCCUACGAAAACCUGCGCCUGGCAACGGAGCUUCCCGAUCCGGAACUGCGCCGGACACUUUGGUCUUUGGUUGCAUUCCCAAAGCUAAAGCGACAGUUGCUUUCGUAUGAUCCGGUGGUGGCUAAUCCAAAGGAUUUCGUCGAGAACACCCUCUUCUGGGUGAAUCAGGAAUUCGCGCUGAUCAAAAACGGAAAGCCACAGCGGCGAGGAAAGGUCAAUCUGGUCGGGCGGUUACAAUUGAGCACUGAACGAUCCCAACAGGAAGACAAUCAAUCAAUUGUGCAGCUGCGGAUACUUCGCACACAGGAGGCCAUCAUAAAGAUCAUGAAGAUGCGAAAACGACUGAGCAACGCUGCAUUGCAGGCCGAGUUAGUGGAUAUCCUCAAAAAUAUGUUCCUACCGUCAAAGAAAAUGAUCAAGGAACAGCUCGAGUGGCUGAUAGAGCACAAGUACAUGCGACGGGACGACGACGAUAUCAACACAUUCAUCUAUAUGGCUUAGAUACAUUGGAUGGACUCAACUGGGAAUUCAUCAAUUUAAUUCAUACCAACUUAUCUUCAGAACCAUGCUCUCGUGCAUGCAGUGGCAGAUGGUGCUGGAGAACACAAAAUAAAUGUGGUUCAGAUGCUCCUGUGAAGAGCAUUGGAAGCAGUCCUACCAAGACAAUUCCUCCUCGCUGGUAAUCAAAUCUGAACCAACUAUGACAUUGUUUAAUUGUUGAACCUUUGUCCAGGGAGGAGAUAUUAUGCUUGCAAAAUAAACCGAUAGGAUUUUAAGAA